AUGCCCCAACCAAGCGAAAGGCCCGCUUGGACAGCGCCCCUCACAUAUGCCGUCUUCUCCGGAAACUGCCCGGUCGUUGAGUGGCAUUUGACCCGAGGGGCGGACCCGGACUGCCGUUACAUUUAUCCGAACCCUGGUGGCUAUGAGCCCUACCCGUCUCUUUCCUCGUGGCCCGUUUUGUACGCUGCCACGUGGAAGGACGCGUCCAUGUUAAGGUGCCUGCUGGAGCACGGCGCAAGCGUCCACGUGGCGAGACGACCGCUGAUGGAUCGGUGGGGUUUUGGCGGUCCUGAGGUGUACGACCGCGUCCCGAAUGUCUUGACGCCGCUGCAUCUGGCAGCUUACCACCGCCGCUACCACGGCAUCCGGCUGUUGGUCUUUUACGGGGCUGACUUCCGCAGGAAGUGCGACCUGGAGGAGCCUGGUUGCCGCGGGCGUUAUAUGGUUGAGUUUAACGCAAGUGGAACGGCUAGAGACGCGGUGAUUACGGGACUCACAAUCGAGCAUGCGGUGAAAUCAACCGCAACAACCGAGUGGCAGGACGACCAUUUGCAUGAGAAUGCUUUUACAUACGCGCUGGAAGAGUAUGGGGGUAUGCAGAGCUUCCUCAGCCAGGUCAGUAUUCUUAGAGAUUCGUUCUGGCCCGCAGGGAAGCCGGACGAAGCGUUCGAGGAUGCCCACGGGGAUGGCUGUCAGCGCGACACGCGCCAAGACACGGGGGACAGCCGGAUGGUGCGCAUCUAG
Molecule: messenger RNA, 744 nt
Organism: Klebsormidium nitens
Lineage: Eukaryota; Viridiplantae; Streptophyta; Klebsormidiophyceae; Klebsormidiales; Klebsormidiaceae
Source: the annotation of a GenBank genome assembly